Molecule: messenger RNA, 1475 nt
Organism: Pocillopora meandrina
Lineage: Eukaryota; Metazoa; Cnidaria; Anthozoa; Scleractinia; Pocilloporidae
Source: the annotation of a GenBank genome assembly
UAUAUAAAUGGAAACAAGAAAGCGCCUAAUAGGAAGAUAAAGUUUUGUCCGUUAUCUCCAUGCAAGCAUUCAAAGAAAGGUGUCUUUCAACUUCAUCAUCAUUUACAGUCAAAUAUCCACAAGCUUAAUCCCAACUCAAACCAAUACUUAGAUGCGCUUAAAUCUGCUCCGAGAAUUGGGCUUCAAGAGCUACGAGAUCACAUUGCCAAGAGAAAGAAAUCCAAAGCAAAGAGCGCCACAACUAAAGAUGGUCCUAAAAAGAGAAAAAUCGAAUCAAAAUCACCUGUACGUGGAAAGGCCGCAAAAAGGGUGAAAUUUUACAAGGGUGACAAGGAAAAUGAGUAUAGUUUGGUGAAUAGAAUCGAAGCUGAGGAAGAAAUUGAAAAUGACUCGGAUGAUCAAUUAUUAGAAAAUCCUGAAGGAGAAGCAACUAUCAGCAGAAACGUGAGUAACCCUGGGCACCUCGCACCGACCUCCUCCAAUAGUAAUGCAGAGGAGCGCAAACUACAUAAUGAAGAAAGUUGUGAAUCAAAGGUAAGAGAGACGUACAAUGAUGAUGACAGCAAAUUAGAGUAUGAUCAGCAAGUUGAUAAAGUGGAACACAAGCUACAUAAUGAAGAAAGUGGAGAUUCAGGCAAUGAUCAUGACAGUAAUUUGGAGUAUGAAAAAGUAAUGGAUCAAAUGGAAUCAAAGGUAGGUGAUACACAUGAUGACCAUGACAGCGAUUUGGAGUAUGAUCAACUUGUGGAUAACGUGUGGAAAAGAAAUGAAGAGUGCAAGAAGCGAAGCUUUAAACAGUUAGUGUCUAUGAUGUCCUCCCAGUGUGAAAGCGAUGCCGAGCUAUCUGAAGAGUUAAACAACCGCAAAAAUGCUGACCAAGUAAUCCAACCACCUCAACCACCAGUGACGGCUGGUAAUACCAAAUCUAGUGAAAUAGUUAUAUGCGACAGUGAAGAAGAGGAAAUUUUAGACCCAAACUAUCACCCUUCCCUGGACUCCGAAUCAGAGUGUAGCACUGGAAGCUUGUCAGAUAACUGCUCGUUGCAAGAAAGGGAUGACAUUUUAACUGAUUUCGUGGAAAACGUAGAUAAUCUCGAUUUUCUUCGUGUGGAACCAGAAUGGAAGAGCGUGGUUGAUGUUGUUUUUGAAAGAAAAAAAAGGACGCUGGUAAUACUGACUCCCAAAGCAAUCUUUCACAAGGUAAAGUGCCUAAGGAAGUUAUGAAUGAUGAUGAAUCAUCAGUAUACGAUAGCGAUGAUGAUGAUAAUGACGACUGUCUUGAAGAGAUGGAAGAUGAUGUCAGUUUUGAAGACAAUGAUAGUAGUGAUGACAGCCCACUGCUUAACGAGUUUCAUUCCUGGUUGAUAGACGUAGACGGGGGUUAUCGCUGCGCAAAAGUGGCUGGUCAGUACAAGUCACAGGUAAAACGCAUCAUGAAAGUUCUUUCAGAAGAUUUCCCUCAAGCAGCAAAAUGA